Messenger RNA from Penicillium cataractarum, 1353 nucleotides. RefSeq names its product RNA-dependent ATPase RRP3 (gene rrp3). Gene Ontology annotation, molecular function: RNA helicase activity; ATP binding; nucleic acid binding. The record is from RefSeq and is a predicted model, not a curated record. The transcript has a single exon. Lineage: Eukaryota; Fungi; Ascomycota; Eurotiomycetes; Eurotiales; Aspergillaceae. Bases 1 to 1353 code for a protein of 450 amino acids.
AUGGAGAGUCCUGCGCAUGCGACAUCCUCGGUCGAGGAUGUCAGUUCUAACGCCUCCGCCGCGGAAAUUUCCACCACCACCACCAAACUAGCCCAAACAUUCAAAGAACUGGGCGUGAUCGAUUCACUAUGUGAAGCGUGCGACUCCCUCGGUUACAAAACCCCGACACCCAUCCAAGCGUCUUGUAUUCCCGUCGCUUUAGAAGGAAGAGAUAUUAUUGGCCUGGCAGAAACUGGAAGUGGAAAGACUGCUGCAUUCACCAUUCCCCUACUUCAAGGACUCAUGGAAAGUCCCCAGCCAUACCAUUCGCUUAUCAUUGCGCCCACUCGUGAACUUGCCCAGCAGAUCGCCCAGACCGUUGAAGCCCUGGGGGCUUUCAUCUCCGUACGAUGCACAUUGUUGAUUGGUGGAAUGGACAUGGUUCCCCAGGCCAUCUCUUUGGGGAAGAAGCCUCACGUCAUUGUCGCAACCCCAGGACGUCUCCUUGAUCAUCUCGAAAAUACCAAAGGAUUCUCUCUGAGGAACCUGAAAUAUCUCGUGCUUGACGAGGCCGAUCGACUGCUUGACCUGGACUUUGGCCCCAUUUUGGACAAGCUUCUCCGGCUUCUCCCAAGUCGCAAAACCUAUCUUUUCUCAGCCACCAUCUCCAGCAAAGUCGAGUCUCUUCAACGGGCGUCAUUAUCAAACCCGGCCAAAAUCUCAGUCUCAUCCAAGAACCAGACCGCCACAAACCUCCUACAGUCCUUUUUGUUUAUCCCGCAUAAGUUGAAAGAUAUCUAUCUUGUUCACUUGUUGAAUGAGCGCACUGGUCAAAUGGGUAUCCUUUUCACUCGUACGAUCAUGGAAACCCAGCGUUUGGCCCUCCUGCUGCGAAGCCUGGGCUUCCCUGCCAUCCCAAUCCAUGGACAACUCUCUCAGAGCGCCCGUCUCGGAUCUUUGAACAAAUUCCGCUCCAAGUCUCGCACCCUUCUCAUUGCCACCGAUGUCGCGGCUCGUGGAUUGGAUAUCCCGGCUGUCGAUUUCGUUGUCAAUUGCGAUCUUCCCCAAGACAGCAAGACGUACAUUCACCGCGUGGGUCGAACUGCGCGUGCUGGAAAGAGUGGAAGGGCUUUCUCUAUCGUCACCCAAUACGAUGUGGAGAUCUGGUUGCGGAUCGAAAACGCUCUUGGAAAGAAAGUGGACGAAUACAAACCGGAGAAGGAUGAGGUGAUGGUAUUCGCAAACCGAGUGCAUGAGGCUCAAAGGAUAGCUAUCGCUACACUGAAAGAACAGACUCAGGAUGGCAGGGGCGCCAGGGGUGGCGGCCGACACAAGAAGCGCGGCAGAGAUGAAAUGGACCAGGAGGAGGCUUAA